AAUGGAUUACCAGAUAUGCCACUGAUAAUACAGCAUCCACGGCUACUGGUAAACGUUCAUUUACUGUGGCAGGUUAUUUUAAUCAAUUGACAAAAAUCAAUGACAUGAAAAUUGAUUAUUCUGAACAUGAAUUGAAAGAAACUGAGGAAUUUUUAAAGAGAUUAAAACUAUGGUUGACAUCCGUUAAUUUCUUUUAUUUGGUACCAUCAUUUAUGCGACAUUAUAUACCCGGUUUAAUUCAACUAAUGCCUCCAGUACCUUCGGUAUUUCGAAUGGCCUCUAAAGAUGACGAAGUAGCUGGUAUGAAAUGGAAAGCCGGUCAAACCUUUUUC
Messenger RNA from Diversispora eburnea, 332 nucleotides. The record is from the annotation of a GenBank genome assembly. Lineage: Eukaryota; Fungi; Glomeromycota; Glomeromycetes; Diversisporales; Diversisporaceae.